UCUUAGCAUUAGCAUUAGCUGGCUGAAGUUAGUGAGCUGGGAAACCGCGGCAUGUUCGGCGUCUAUCUGAGUUGCCAGGGUUCGUUUGUGUGACCGGCUGAAUGGUGUGCUGCCGCUCAGUCCCACCGCGAUGCUCCCGGACGGUUCAGUUCAGCUCCUCUGCCUCACCGCCAGCAGCGGCGUCCCUCUGUUCACCAGGGGCGCCUCCAGACCGCUGCCCUUCUCGGUCAUCGGCUCCCUCAACGGCGUGCACAUGUUCGGAGGAGGCCAGGGCGCGUGGCUGUCCUCCUGUGAGAGCCAGGGCGGGGGUCAGGUGGUGUGGCGGGUCUUCCACCAGAGUCUGAUGCUCAUAGCUGUGAGUGGAGGGCAGCAACAGAGGAGCCCGGCCCAGGAGACGAGCAGCUCCUGCCGCGAUGACCCCAUCUGCCUGGACCGUCUUCUGGAAAACGUGUGGAGCUGUAUGGUUCUGGUUCUUGGCCUGGACGAGCUGAUGAACGUGAGGAAUGUGGAGCGGCUCAAGAGAGACCUGAGGUCCUGCUUCGGCCUCAUCGACCAGCUGCUGGGAGACCAACAGGAGGGCAUGCUGGGUCCCGUGACCCACUGCGCUGACACCCUCCUGCCCCCAAACCCCACCCUGGUGCAGGAAGCCGUGGAAGGCUUCGCUGCGGCUGCGGACAGCGAGUUCGGCUGCCUCCUGGUUCACGGGCGGAUCGCGGCUGCAACCGAGAAGUGGUGGCGCCUGGCGCCACAGGAAGUGGUGCUGCUGACCGCCUUGAUCCGCUCCCUGUCCUGUGGCGGAGCUGUGUCAUGUGACUACCCGGUCUUCUUGCCUCACGGCAGCCCCAGCGUCGCCCACCGGCUCCUGCGCUUCCAGCUGCUCCCAGGGGCAGACGUGUGUGUGCUGUGCGGGCCCACGCCGUCCCUGUACCAGGCGGAGAGCCAGCUGGUCGGGCGCUUCUGGUCCCCCCUGGUGGAGUGUUUAAGAGACUGCCUCGACGUGGGACAGCGCUGUCUACCCAAGUCCGUGUCCCUGCGCCCCGAUGUCCUGGCUCUGCUCCUCAUCAGUCGUGAAACACGGCGCUCCAUCUCUUGUGUCAUGACCCCUGCCAGUCAAGACCCCCCUCCGCCCCCUCGAGGCCGUGCCUGGGAGCUGCUGAAGCUUUUCUACAUCUUCUGCAUGAGAAGGUACUUCAGACAAGAGGAGUCGGGCUCCUCAGAGGCCCAGCAGGGAAGCGCCGAAGACUUUGCUCUUGGAUUUACCCACCAGCCCCAGCAAUGUUACCUGGUCACAGACGAGUGUAAGAGCUACGCUCUUCAGACGCCACAACACCAACUCUUCCUGCUGUGUCCGCUGGCGGUGCCCACGUUUGCUCUGCGAUCAGUCGCGACACAAACUCUCGCUGACGUCACUGCUGCCACCGGCUUUUAACUACUGAGCUGACUAUCGGUCACAAGCACUGCCAUCAUGCUGACGCCGAAAUGAACCUCACUCUUGGUGCUCGACUGACUCUGAAGGGGAAGAGUAAACUGUGAACUUGAAAUGUGCCUCCUCUAUCAGCAGGGCUUAAUCUGUACCUCAUUUUGUACCUGAAUAUAAGAAUUUUGAUUCUAAAAAUGAAGAAGUGCUUCUAAAAUUCAGAAUCACUUUUUCUUCAUUUAUUGAAGUCUGACCUGUUUUGCAUAAAUAGGAUAUUUAUGUGGAAAUGUCGCCAUCUGCUGGUUUUUCAGCCUCGCAUGCAACGCAAACUCCAAUUCACAAGUAUUUUCUGAACGUUUUCAAGCGAGUAGAUAUGUCGGUGGACUCAACAGUUCUGCUGCUGGUGAGUCAUUCUCUCUGUGUUGAACCUGGAUGGUUUUUCACUUGAACCCGUGGGCAGGUCAGGUGGUGUGGGGACAUGGUGAGGCAAGUGGGAGGGUUUCCAUUGAGUCAUCUCUGUGUCUCUGGUUCAGGAUGUUCUGUCACCUGUUCACACAUCAACC
This is a messenger RNA of Synchiropus splendidus (mandarinfish), 1980 nucleotides long. It is a transcript of the gene fuz, whose product is annotated as fuzzy planar cell polarity protein. The coding region runs from base 131 to 1429 and encodes 432 amino acids. The record is from RefSeq and is a predicted model, not a curated record. Gene Ontology annotation, biological process: non-motile cilium assembly; vesicle-mediated transport. The transcript has a single exon. NCBI's taxonomy places the organism in Eukaryota, Metazoa, Chordata, Actinopteri, Syngnathiformes, Callionymidae.